Molecule: messenger RNA, 2318 nt
Organism: Chinchilla lanigera (long-tailed chinchilla)
Lineage: Eukaryota; Metazoa; Chordata; Mammalia; Rodentia; Chinchillidae
Gene: Mmp28
Product: matrix metallopeptidase 28
Exons: 8
Coding region: 371-1933 (520 amino acids)
Biological process (GO): extracellular matrix organization; proteolysis; collagen catabolic process
Cellular component (GO): extracellular matrix
Molecular function (GO): metalloendopeptidase activity; zinc ion binding
Source: RefSeq, a predicted model, not a curated record
GUGCAGGCGGCGGAAGAGGCUCCGGGAGCUAAGCGCGUCGCCUAGGCUGCGCGGGGUGGGUGGGACCCGCUGGGAGCGCCGAGCCCGCCUCCUCUCGUCCCUCCUCCCUCCCGCAGUCUGCAGACUGGCGGACCCGGGGCAGGCACGGCCGGGGUGGACGACCUCGGCAGGCUCCCGACGGACAGAAGGAGCGCGGCGGAGGAGAGACCCAGGUCGCGGAGCCAGGCACAGGCGAGCGCCUGGGGCCGUUUCUGCCCGCAAGGCGGCGGCGCAGAGCCGGCGCAUCCCCCGGGUCCUCGGCGCAGCCCACCGACGGCCGGCGCCCCUUGCGCCAGGCUCUCAGCGCCCGGUGCCGGGAGCGACGCGCACGAUGGUGGCGCGCGUGGGCCUCCUGCUGCGCGCCCUGCCGCUGCUGCUGUGGGGCGGCCUGGACGCCCAGCCGGCCGAGCGCGUCAGCCGGGAGCUGCGCAAGGAGGCGGAGGCAUUCCUGGAGAAGUAUGGAUACCUCAAUGAACAGGCCUCCAAAGCUCCCACCUCCACUCGAUUCAGCAAUGCCAUCAGAGAGUUCCAGUGGGUAUCUCAGCUGCCCGUCAGUGGUGUACUAGACCGUGCCACCCUGCGUCAGAUGACACGACCCCGCUGUGGGGUCGCAGACACCAACAGUCAUGCAACCUGGACGGAGCGGGUCAGUGCCCUGUUCGCUGGACGCCGGGCCAAAAUGAGGCGCAAGAAACGCUUUGCCAAGCAAGGCAACAAGUGGUACAAACAGCACCUCUCCUACCGCCUGGUGAACUGGCCUGAGCGCCUGCCCGAGCCGGCAGUCCGGGGCGCCGUGCGUGCUGCCUUCCAGCUGUGGAGCAACGUCUCGGCCCUGGAGUUCUGGGAGGCUCCAGCCACAGCCCCCGCAGACAUCCGCCUCACUUUCUUCCAAGGAGACCACAACGACGGGCUGAGCAAUGCCUUCGACGGUCCAGGGGGCGCCUUAGCGCACGCCUUUCUGCCGCGCCGGGGCGAGGCGCACUUCGACCUAGACGAGCGCUGGUCCCUGAGCCGCCGCCGCGGGCGCAACCUCUUCGUGGUCUUGGCGCACGAGAUCGGCCACACGCUCGGCCUCGCGCACUCACCCGCGCCGCGCGCGCUCAUGGCACCCUACUACAAGAGGCUGGGCCGCGAUGCGCUGCUCAGCUGGGACGACGUGCUGGCCGUGCAGAACCUGUAUGGAAAGCCCCUCGGGGGCUCAGUGGGUACCCAGCUCCCAGGAAAGCUGUUCACUGACUUCGAGGCCUGGAACCCCCACAACUCCCAAGGCAGGCGCCCCGAAACCCGGGGUCCUAAAUACUGCCAUUCUUCCUUCGAUGCCAUCACUGUAGACGGGCAACAGCGACUGUACAUCUUUGAAGGGAGCCACUUCUGGGAGGUGGCCCCUGAUGGCAAUGUCUCAGAGCCCCGCCUGCUGCAGGAAAGGUGGCCAGGGCUGCCCCCCAACAUUGAGGCUGCUGCAGUGACAAUGGAUGAUGGAGACUUCUACUUCUUCAAAGGGAGUCGAUGCUGGAGGUUCCGAGGUGCCAAGUCAGCGUGGGGCUCCUCCCAGCUGUGCCGGGCAGGGGGUCUUCCCCGCCACCCGGAUGCAGCCCUCUUCUUCCCUCCUCUACAACGCCUGAUCCUCUUCAAGGGUGCCCGAUACUAUGUGCUGGCCCGCGGGGGGCUGCAGGUGGAGCCCUACUACCCCCGCUCGCUGCGGGACUGGGACAGUGUUCCUGAGGAGGUCAGUGGCGCUCUGCCGAGACCUGAUGGCUCCAUCGUCUUCUUCAGAGAUGACCACUACUGGCACCUUGACCACACCAAACUGCGAGUGACCACCUCGGGCCGCUGGGCCACCGAGCUGCCCUGGAUGGGCUGCUGGCUUGCCAACUCGGGAGGUGCCCUGUUCUGAAGACCCCACCACCACCUAGUGAAUGUUGGUGCUCUUGGGCCAAUUCACCUCUCCUGCCCCAGGGGCAAAGCCUGUCUUAGAAGCCCCGCUGCAGAAGAGCAGGCAGCAAAGUUGCCACCAGGAAGCUUGUAAGUGUCUGCACUUGUUUCCCGAGAAGGCAGGGUUCUCUUUGUGCUGUUCGCGCUACAUGGACAUGGGUGUGGAUCAAUCCAAAGAAAAGCAACAAAAGGUCCCAAAUCCUCGGCCCUUUCCCCCAAGGGCUGCUUUCCUUCCCAAGCCCUGGGGAUUUUGUGUCUUCUGACAAAAAUGUAGUUCUGUCGGUGAGUUGAUGGUGCUGGGGUCCAACCGGGGAGAAUGCAAAACUCAACUGAAAGCUUGGAGACUA